AUGGAAAGCAGAGGAAGACCAAGUGCUGAUCAGGCACGUGGAGAAGUACGGACCCCGCGAGUGGAGCUCCAUUCGAUCCAAAGGCCUAUUGCAGCGCACCGGCAAAUCCUGCCGCCUUCGCUGGGUCAACAAGCUUCAACCCAACCUCAAAACGGGAUGCAAGUUUACAGAGGAGGAAGCGAGGGUGGUGAUCGAGUUGCAGGCCCGCUACGGCAACCGAUGGGCCAAGAUCGCCACCCAUUUGACCGGCAGAACUGA
Molecule: messenger RNA, 258 nt
Organism: Linum tenue
Lineage: Eukaryota; Viridiplantae; Streptophyta; Magnoliopsida; Malpighiales; Linaceae
Source: the annotation of a GenBank genome assembly